GUUAAUGGCGUCUGCUAAAUUACAAAAAAUAAAGAUGGACCACUAGAGGGCGCAUGAGGCUGUUGGAUGAGGGACUAAGUUUUGACAUCCAGUACAGCAGGUGGCAGUAACGCACCUUUCUCUGUCAUGUCAAGCUGGCAGAAGGAUAUAUCUACUGUACUGUCGUUGACAUAUCUGUGUGUUCAAUUUCAUCCGUUUUUUUGUUGAAAGUUUAACAUAGCGGUUCAUAAUUAACUACCAAAUACAAGAUGUGGCAGCCCGAUCCUUUCCACAAUGAUUUGGUCUCUAUUAUGGAUGAAUUAAUCAUGUCGUUGGAAGAGGAAAUUUGCAAAUGUAUGGCGUUGUCGGUCUCCUCAACACAAUACAGCACAGACAUUGAUGCAGGAGAGACAGGGGAAAUUGAAAGAAAAUCCAAGUUGCUAAAAGUCGAGUUGACAUGUGUGAUGAGAAAGUUCGUGAAACAGACUCUCGCCAAAAUCAACCAGUUGAUCUCUAAAGGCACUGAAGCACUGCAUUCAGAGAUAUGCCAGAGUCAAAGUGAGAUGAAAUCUCUGAAAAUGAAGCUAUUGGAGAUGACUGUUGGUAAGGAAGUACCUGAAAGUACAGUGGAAAGAACCUCACAGACAGAGGAAGAUGAGGAAUGUACAGAAGCAUCAUUAUCACCAGAGUUUGCAGAGGAUUUUCAGGUUGACGUGCCAACUCCCAGUGGUGAGGCUGACAACACUACAAAUGUCAAGAAGGAGACCACGAUCAGAGCUAAAACCAUAGCGUUGGAACAGUCAUUUACAUCUCUAGCUAAAAUACCUUCCUCCUCACUCAUUGAGUCUAUCAAACAGGUGGCUAUUACAGACAAACAGGCAGCAAGCAGGCCUACAGACAAACAGUCAGCAAGCAGGCCUACAGACAAACAGGCAGCAAGCAGGCCUACAGACAAAAAUCCAGCAAGCAGGUCUACAGACAAUCAGGCCCCAAGUACAGACCCCCAAACUCCCAGUGGGGACUCUGUGGUGUCCACCAGACCCAGAAGGAAGAAGAGAAUAGAAGCACAACCCACAACGGCAGAAUCAGACGGAAGUGAGGAAAACGCUGAUGACCAAUGGGAGGAGAAUGCUAAAGCUGGACAAACCUCGAAUGACGAAUAUGUUCACAACAUAAAGCCAAGGCCCAACAUAAAGAAAAAACAGACGACCACCACCAGGAAAGAGCACCACUGUCUGGACUGCGGUAAGAUUUUUAAGAAUUCAAGUAAUUUAAAACUGCAUCAACAGACUCACACAGGAGAGAGACCUUAUUGUUGUGAAUUAUGCGGGAAAUGUUUCCCGACUGCUUGGAAGCUCAGAAUACACCAAGCAGUGGUCCACAGAAGAGAGAAGCCGCUUGAGUGUCCAACAUGUGGGAAGUGCUUUGCAACAAAGAGUUAUUUGGACACUCACGCAAGCGUUCAUUCAACAGAGAAACCGUUCCAAUGCCUCGUGUGUCAGAAGUCUUUUAAAAGUAAAAAGGGCUUCAAGGAACACACAAUGUUGCACAAUUCAAAUUCAGAUUCAUAUGCGUGUGACAAAUGUCCAAAAACCUUUGUUAAGUUGAAAUACCUCAAGAAUCACCAGCUAACUCACAGUGGGGGAGGAGCUCAUCGUUGUGAAUUGUGUGGGAAAGGUUUCAAGACUCCUUCUCAGCUCAAACAACACCAAGCAUCAGUCCAUAGGGGAGAGAAGCCAUUCCAAUGUCCCACAUGUGGGAAAUGCUUUGCAACAAAGACAAAUUUGAAAAUUCACACAAGUGUUCAUUCAGGAGAGAGAGCAUUCCAGUGCCCUCAAUGUCAGAUGUGUUUCAAAACCAAGUAUACUCUUAAUGCCCAUAAGAAGACACACACGGACUCCAAGCCAUAUGCUUGCGACAAAUGCCCAAUGACCUUUAUCCGGUCACAUUACCUCAGAAGGCAUGAAAUCUCGCACCUGACCAGCAAGCCAUUCGUGUGCAGCCACUGUGGGAAAGGCUUCAAAGGUGAACGUGGGCUCAAGGGACACGAACGCACCCACACCGAAGACCCAACUUAUACCUGUGACGAAUGUGGCAAGGGUUUCUAUCAACACGAAUCGUUUCAAGUCCAUGCGGCUUUGCACACCGGAGAGAAGCCGUUCACCUGUGAUUGCUGCAGUAAAAACUUUGCUCUGGCAUCCUACCUUAAAACCCACAUCGCAAAUCAUCACUCUGUCACCAAACCCCACGUCUGUGGGAAAUGUGGCAGGAAAUAUAAGGAUUUCACCCAUUUCAGAAUCCAUAUGUUUCAGGGUUGUCAAGAGGAGGCUGCAGCGUUGGUUUGACUACUUAUUGUUAUAAGUUGUAAUAUGUUAUGUUUUCACGACAAACAUGCAUGUUUCCUUGCACAAUAGAUUGUUUUUUAUGUCUACAGAACUGGCCAGUAAUAACCUUACCAGGGGAUCUAUAACCCUCGCUUAAAUUGCACCUCUGGUUGGAUGCAGGUUAAAGGCACAACCUGUAACUUUCAUUCUGACAAUGCUUUGUCAUUCAUUGUUAUUUUGGAAUUGUGAUUAAAGUUGUAAUGUUCUUGUUUCACUAAAAA
Oncorhynchus gorbuscha (pink salmon) is the source of this 2584-nucleotide messenger RNA. RefSeq names its product zinc finger protein 436-like. Gene Ontology annotation, cellular component: nucleus. The record is from RefSeq and is a predicted model, not a curated record. Bases 249 to 2324 code for a protein of 691 amino acids. Lineage: Eukaryota; Metazoa; Chordata; Actinopteri; Salmoniformes; Salmonidae. Gene Ontology annotation, biological process: regulation of transcription by RNA polymerase II. Gene Ontology annotation, molecular function: RNA polymerase II transcription regulatory region sequence-specific DNA binding; DNA-binding transcription factor activity, RNA polymerase II-specific. The transcript has 3 exons.